Messenger RNA from Arachis duranensis, 694 nucleotides. RefSeq lists its product as uncharacterized. The transcript has 5 exons. NCBI's taxonomy places the organism in Eukaryota, Viridiplantae, Streptophyta, Magnoliopsida, Fabales, Fabaceae. The coding region runs from base 1 to 462 and encodes 153 amino acids. The record is from RefSeq and is a predicted model, not a curated record. Gene Ontology annotation, molecular function: zinc ion binding.
AUGAUAGUCUUAAUAGCUAGAGAUAGAGGGGGAACAGUGACUAGAAGGCCAGAGCCCAUUAGCCCACCUUAUCACAGAAAGUUUCCUUGGACUAGGAUCCUCAAUUACACUCAGAAGAAGCCUUAUCCCAGAAAGUUUCCUUGGACUUGGUUCUUCGAUUACGCUCCGAAGUGCAAAUUCUGUGGCAGGGAUGGUACAGUGGCAAUGAUUGAAGGAAGAGGCCAACCUCUUACUCAUUCACAAAGUCAGUCAGGGAAGUAUGCUCCAUUGAUGUUGUUUGACUGUAGGGGAUAUGAGCCGGUGGAUUUUGUAUUUGCUGAUGGAUGGAAAGCUGAGUCGCUGGAGGGAACCAGAUUUGAAAAUAUUGACUUGUCAAGUGGAGACUUCGCCGAUUAUGAUGAGAAAGGAGAGUGCCCUGUCACGAUAUCCAAUCUUCGCUCCACUUUUGAGGUGGUGAAGUAGAGUAAACUAGUUUGCUGUUUGCUCAUUUCCGGGUACAUAAAAUCGACCGUUCCAUGUUUUACCUUUUAAGCUCACCUUUGGUUGUAAUUAGGCACUGUAUUCGUGAGAACCUUAAAACUAUACAUGUUAACCAUGAUGUAUUUGGAGGGGGGAGAAACAGCUUCCUAUUUCCAAGUGAUCGAUGUGAAGCACAUUUUAUUUCAUAUUUGGUAAGUUGCGUUAUGUUGAUUGA